Oncorhynchus gorbuscha (pink salmon) is the source of this 1762-nucleotide messenger RNA. It is a transcript of the gene smim22, whose product is annotated as leucine rich repeat containing 2. The transcript has 10 exons. Lineage: Eukaryota; Metazoa; Chordata; Actinopteri; Salmoniformes; Salmonidae. Gene Ontology annotation, molecular function: protein binding. The record is from RefSeq and is a predicted model, not a curated record. Bases 164 to 1333 code for a protein of 389 amino acids.
UAGGUUCUGUAGUGAUGCCUCUAGCACUGAGAUGCAGUGCCUUAGACCCCUGCUCCACUCGGGAGCCCAAAAAAGGAGUGUCAAUUGAUACCAAUUUCAAUGUGGAAUCAAAGAUCUACAACUCUACAUCUGAACUUGUACAGUGUCAUUCAUAUUGGCAGACAUGUUUAAAACACAUAACAUGGAAUCAACAUUCAACUGUGAGAUUCAACCUAACAGUUCCAGAGGGGAAAUUAACAUGAGGGUGGACAGGACGGUUGAUAUACCAGUUUAUGACAUCUCACUGCUCAGGAACAUUUGGGAAGGCAGAGAGAAAAAAUACAAAAACAAGCAGAAGAAGGAACACGAGCGAGUACAGAAAAGCGCUCUGGCAAAGAUCAAUCAACAAUGGCAGUAUCGCAUAGCAUGCAAGACAUUGAAGUCCAACGAGGUGGAAGUGCUCCAACACUACCUGACGAGAACAGCUCUGAAUGAAAUUCAGCCCCACCAGGAUAUACCAAACACAGAUGCAAAUUCCAUAAUUGAGGGCAUCAAAUUCAUUUUUGAGCUGGAUGGUGAUAAAUGGAUGGAACUUCCUGAUAAUCUUCUUGAUAUGACAUACCUUCGAGAAUGGCACAUAAGAAGAACUAAAAUCUGCAAACUACCAGAGUGGAUUGUGCAGUUUCCGGACCUCUGCGUAUUGGAUAUACCACAAAACGGAAUUGACAAGCUGCCUGUUGAAAUAGGUCAAUUAACAAAGCUGAGGGUGCUGAAAGUUAAUUACAAUAGGCUGUCCAGUAUUCCUCCAGAACUUGGUGAAUGUGAGAAUCUGGAGAGAUUGGAGCUAACUGGAAAUGAUCUUGAACAGUUGCCUUUUGAGUUAAGCAAUCUCAAGAAAGUCACACAUCUGGAUAUAGCAGAAAACCAAUUCGCCAGCAUACCCAUCUGUGCUCUUCGUAUGACAAGCCUACAAUUGUUGGAUAUGAGUAUCAACAUGUUGACGGAUUUGCCUGAGGAUAUGGACAGGUUGGAAGAAUUGGAAUCCUUGUUUGUUCAUAAGAAUAACAUGUCAUAUUUGCCAAAGUGUUUGGUAAAUAUCACUACACUCAAGAUGAUUGUUGUUAGUGGAGACACAUUGAUCUGCUGGCCUUCAGGGCUUAAAGAAAAUCCUGCCAUCAAAUUCAUUAAGCUAUAUGACAACAUGGUUGAUGAAAUAAUGGAGGGGGAUGAUGAGAUAUUGGAAACACGGCAAGACCAUCACAAAGAAUUUAUGCAGACAUACAUUGACACAGUGAAGGACAGAGAAACUGCCCCAACAUACACCACCAAAGUGUCAUUCUCAUGCUGUCUGUAAUGGAGAUUCAGAUGACCAGAAGAAAACGGACAACCAUGCUGCUGUGCAUGCAUUGCAUGUCAAUCCUCUGAACACUUGUAAACAGUGGCCGAGUUCCAGGCUGACUACAUUGCAGAUGCAUGCCAAAACUCACAUCACCUGGAUAGAUGUUUAACACAGGGGCGUAGGUAUGUAACGCUCUUUACUUGUCAGUGUUCCAAAUGGGAUAUUAUUUACUUAAACAUACAAACACCAUCAGAUAGAAUUCAUAGCAAGCAGUGCAUUGGAUUAGUCAGAUUUGAAUAAAUAUAACAGAAGAGAUGAACUGGAAUUAUUAUUAUUUAUUUUUUUAAUUUCACCUUUAUUUAACCAGGUAAACUACUGCGACCUGGCCAAGAUAAAGCAAAGCAGUGCGACAGAAACAACAACACAGAGUUACACAUGGAAUAA